This is a messenger RNA of Pelobates fuscus (common spadefoot toad), 1009 nucleotides long. RefSeq names its product fish-egg lectin-like. The record is from RefSeq and is a predicted model, not a curated record. The transcript has 4 exons. Lineage: Eukaryota; Metazoa; Chordata; Amphibia; Anura; Pelobatidae. Bases 53 to 856 code for a protein of 267 amino acids.
GAAGUGAUUUCAGACAAGGUUUACUCCUCUCUUGGCUGAUCUUUCCUCUAAGAUGAAGUUCUACAUCUGCCUGACCUUGAUGAUGCUGGAUGUCGCUGCAGGCCUGCAGUGUACUCUGGUUCCUGGAAAACUGAAGCAGAUAGAUGCUGGAGCCGGACAAAUUUAUGGGGUCAAUGGUGCCGAUGACAUAUUCCGUUUGAAUGGUAAUAGUUGGGUACAGGUUCCAGGAAAACUGAUACAUGUCAGUGUGGGUCCAUCUGGUGUUUGGGGUGCAAACAGAGAAAAUGAAAUCUUCAAGAUUCAAGAUGGCACCUGGGUGCAGGUAGCAGGAGCCCUUAAACAGGUGGACGCAGGGGGUAAUGUAUUCCUAGGAGGUGUGAACAACGCUGAUUACAUUUAUUGCCUAAGCCAGGAUCUCACUCUUUCCAAGGGGACAUCUCUCCCUUUCAUACAACUUGAUGGAAGAUUGAAGUAUUAUAGCUGUGGUCGUUAUAGUUGCUGGGGAGUGAACGGCAACAAUGAUAUAUUUUAUCGUCUGAACGUGAGUCCAAAUGAUUGCAAAGGCAGUGAAUGGAGACAGGUGGAUGGGAACAUGAUUAUGGUGGAAGUUGCCACAGAUGGAUCAGUGUAUGGAAUCAACACCAUUGGCAACGUUUGCAAAAGAGUCGGAAUUUCUUUUUCAAACCCAGGUGGGACUGGGUGGUCUCUGUUGAAUGUAUAUGGUUCCUUUAGGCAUGUCUCAUAUGAUAACGGAUUGCUAUGGCUUCUUAAUGCAGAGGAAAAUAUCUUCAAAUGUGACAUCAACGAUUAUGCAGAAGCAUCAAUUUACACAACACCUUUCUACUACUAUCACUGAAUCUGUAAUCCUCUACUGUUUACUAGAGAUAACAAGCAAAGUAAAUCCUCUGUGAGUCGCUCUUCGUUGUGAACUUUUAGUAGCAGUGAUGAGAUAUGUGCCUGCUUUGGUGUGUGCGGGUUCUCAAAUAAAACUAUUGUAAAACUUUUAUAA